Molecule: messenger RNA, 151 nt
Organism: Cetraspora pellucida
Lineage: Eukaryota; Fungi; Glomeromycota; Glomeromycetes; Diversisporales; Gigasporaceae
Source: the annotation of a GenBank genome assembly
AUGUCACUAGGGCUGACAGAAUAUAAAGAGCUUGAAGUUUGUCAAGACAAAAUUAUCAGUAUACGAGAAGCUGCAGGAAUGCAGUCUGUUUCUACUAUAACUGGCACCAAAUGUAAUUACAAGAGUGAAUGCAAAAAUAAUUCUUGUAAAU